AUGCAUCUGCUGAUGAUGCGAUAUAAUUAUGCAUGUAUCUGAGGCUCAUGUACAGUAUAGUAUAGUAGUAUUAAAGUCGUCUUCUGGCCGGAUCCUUAGUCUAGCCUACUACAAAUUCUCUACCUACUUCCUAGGCGUUGGCUACACAGUAGAGAUCUGACCCAAGACUUCACUGAGGAAGUGAAGGAACACUAUCAUAACCUCGAUCACUUAACACCACUGACUGUGAGAGCCAUGGCUUUCAACAUCAAUGUCCUACCAAAGUUUGACCGUCUGACAGCUCUGUACAGACAUCGCAAGUCUAUUGAGAUGUCCAGUUCAUUCUCCGAGGAGACUACGGACGCCCAUCGUAUGGUCCACCAGAUGAGCAUGUCCCUCACCACCAAGGGUCUGCUCAACCCAACAGGAGAAAACAACUGCUUUCUCAACUCCGCUGUUCAGGUGCUGUGGCAUAUAGCAGUGUUCAGGCGAAGCUUCAGGGAAGUCAAGGGCCACCACUGUGUGGGGAAAUCAUGCAUAUUCUGCUCACUGAAGUCGCUGUUCUCGGAGUUCCAACACGACACCGGCCAAUCAGCCAUCCCCCCUGACGAGUUGAGGCAAGCAUUGGCGUUGUGUUACGAGGGUCAGCGACGGUUCCAGCUGGGACUAAUGGACGAUGCAGCCGAAUGCUUUGAGAAGUUGCUGGAGCAGGUGCACUAUCACCUGACAGGAAGUGAGGACAUGGACACGUGCUCGGCUGAACACUGCAUCUCCCACCAGAAGUUUGCAAACACCAUCCUGGAGAGGACUGAGUGCCGUUGUGGAGCGACCUCUGAACCCCUCUCAUUCGUGCAGUUUGUCCACUAUGUCUCAUCAUUAGCAUUCUCUAAGGAGGCGGAGAAACUCAAAUCCCUGCCCCCCUCCUCCCCCGAGGUUAAAAGUUUCAGCAAGAUCGUGAAUAAUGCCAGUGCCUUCGGAGAGACAAGACAGUGCACCAACUUUGCGAAAUGUCGUCAGAAUGUUGUGACAAAGCGUAUCCUGCUCAACUCUCCAGAUGCGUUCUCCUUGGGCCUCAUAUGGGACUCCGCCUCCCCCUCAAUAGAUGACAUCAUGUCGGUCGUGAGCAACAUAGGCCUUAGUCUGCAACUCAGUGAGGUGUUCGACCAUGUAUUCUCAGACGCGGCUCAGUGCAACCAGCUGGAGUUGGCAGCUGUCGUCGCGUACUAUGGUCGUCACUAUUCCACCUUCUGUUACCAUAGCAAGAGAAGCGAGUGGAUCUACUUCGACGACGCCAAGUUCAGAACGAUUGGUUCCGAAUGGUCUGACGUGUGUGAAUUGAUCCGCAAAGCUCACUAUCAGCCACUGUUGCUGGUCUACACCAACCCUUUUGGAGAAACAGUCAACCUCUCCGGGGCCCCCACUGAGACUAUUCUCUCCUCUGAGAGCUCCAAUACUCUGCCCACUGUUGAGGAAACGGAAGAAGAGACACCAGAGGAGAUCGAACUGAUGAAACAGAUUGAGAGUGAAGCUAUUCCUUCUGCCACGGCGACCACUGCUACCGGACAGUCCUCACAUACUAUUGAUCCAAUGACGUUGAGUAUCAUACCAUCGGGACUGUCUUCCCGGGGACACACUCAAACCAAUGGUGUACCUUCCAGCUCGAAUGAUCUCAUGAUGUUCAGUCUAUCUCCAGGUGCUAACAAAUCACACCCACUUGCUGAAGCAACAGACAAGAAUACCUGUGUAUCCACCACGACCCAACCGCUCACAUCCACACCUACACAGCCCCCCACGUUACAGGCUCACAGGGUCACGCCAUCACAGCCUCCCACGUCACAGCCUCACAAGGUCACGUCGACACAGCCCUCUAUGUCACAGCCUCACAAGGUCACGUCGACACAGCCCCCCACGUCACAGCCUCACAGGGUCACGUCGUCGCAGCCUCCAAUAUCACAGACUCACGGGGUCACAUCGACACAGCCCUCCAUGUCACAGCCUCACAAGGUCACGUCGACACAGCCCCCCACGUCACAGCCUCACAGGGUCACAUCGACACAGCCCCCCACGUCACAGCCUCACAAGGUCACGUCGACACAGCCCCCCACGACACAGCCUCCCACGUCACAGCCUCAAGAUUCAGCAGUUCGAGCUCGUCCGCAUACAAGCCACAAUGCACCUCCUGAUAACCAGCCGAAGUUACGCAUCAACAACAAAUCAGAUGUAGUCAUUGAAGAAACGAAAGUGCAUGCUCAGCAUCACACCUACCAAGAGGACGACCUCAUGAGUUUCAGCAUAUCACCUGCUGCUGUCAUGGCUACUCGGAACACUCAUACAAGCAGUCCUCCUUCUAAUAGUAGCCGAAAUGACAACGAUACAAGGUCCAAAGGUCAAGAUUUGAUCAAGUUUUCGCUUACUUCAGAAGAUCUGGCUAAAUUGCACACUAAGCAAUGGAAUACUGCCCCAACAUCGCGUAUGAAGCCACGUGGUCCUCAUGUAACGUCAUAUGAGUUUGCUGGUAAAUCUCAUGAUAGUCGAAGGGAACAGAGCACCAAAUUGGAUCAGCGUGAGACCAAAUUUGGGCCAAUGCCGAAUCUGAUACCAACAGCCAGCCAUGAUAAUAACAGAAGUGGUAUGGCUAGUGACAUCGAUCAAUGGGAGGUGUUGACAAUGAAAAGACUAGAGAGAGGAUCAGAGGCUAACACAACAGUAGUACGACCUCCUGGCAGCAAAUCUGAAACGCCAGCCGUCAAGUCCUUGAAGAGAAUGGCUUCUCUUACGGACCACCCCACAGACGGGAUUCCCCCUACAAUGCCGGGGAAACCCCCUUCUCCAUCAGGACACCGCCUUCCACCAUCAGGGAGCGGCAAACCUGACUUCUCGAAUCGCGAUCUACCUCAGAUUCCAAUUGCGAUACCUCAGCCAAAGCCCAGUGUCUCACCUGCUAGCCAAACUACUGGUACCUAUGUUGAGUUGGACUUUCAGAUGCCGGCUCAGAGUCAAAAACCUAUCACCAGCGACACUCACAGAGCUACCGGGCAAGCCGACUAUGCAGAGAUUAGCUUUUCUAAGAAGGAUGUACCCAAAAAAGACUCUACUUCUCGGACUCCCACUCAUUCCGACACUCCCAUUGGGUCCCACCCUCUUUACGCCCUCCCGGACAAGGGCAAGCAUCAGAUUAACCCCUCUCGCCAUCACUCCACUCUGCCGACUAGUCGUGUGAUUAGGGAGCCUACUCCUCCAAGUGGUCAUGUGACUAUGCCACCUAGUCAAGCGACUAAGCCAAGCGGUCAUGUGACGACAGUUGAUGAGUCACUAAGUAAAUCGAAUCAGCUUAUUGGUGAGGAUCCGUUGUAUGCCGUGCCAGAGCAGGUGAAAAAGCGCCUCAAGGCCUCUGACAAGGAGAUUGAUGCCCUCCCUCGAUGGGUCCAGGCCAAACUCUCCGAGGCUCGUGACCUCCUCGCUAAGGCUCAGGCUGUGAGGGGUAGCGAUGACACCGUUGCACUGAUGCUCCUCACACAGUUCAAGAGUAUUCUUGACAAGAUAUUGAGAGAUCCUGUUGUACAAUCAAGAACUGUGCUGAGUCAGCAAAUACGAGCUAAAAGAGAAGAGGGGGUGCGAUUGUACGACCAACUGAAGCCUAAAAAAGAGACACCUUCAGAAAAGACGAGGGACACGUGCGGUCGUUGUGGACAGAUGAGGGACUUGGACCCCAACCUAAUACUAUGUGGACCGUGUGUAUUAAGAUUGAGAGUGUCUUCUUGACUAUAUAAAUAUUAAAUAUGUGUCAUUGUGUUCUUACGUACGUAUAAUUAUGUGUUAGCAUUAUGUAAUUUGUCAAACUG
Halichondria panicea is the source of this 3821-nucleotide messenger RNA. Its product is annotated as mucin-2-like. The transcript is spliced from 20 exons. Gene Ontology annotation, molecular function: cysteine-type deubiquitinase activity. Bases 235 to 3741 code for a protein of 1168 amino acids. NCBI's taxonomy places the organism in Eukaryota, Metazoa, Porifera, Demospongiae, Suberitida, Halichondriidae. The record is from RefSeq and is a predicted model, not a curated record. Gene Ontology annotation, biological process: protein deubiquitination.